ACUGUUGUGUAACGAAUCAUAACUCCAUUUUAGAAGUACUUGGAUUCAUACAUCACCUGGAGGGCUGCUGUUCUAUCAUCCUCAAAUAAAGUCUCUACCUGCAAUUGCCAUAUCAUCUUAAAGACCUUGUGUCAGACAGCAGUCCUCCGGGUCACGUCAGGGCCCGCUGAGAUGUCUGACAUGAAGACUGGUCUACCACCCACAGGUCCAAUACCAUCUGAACCUUCUCUACAGAAUCAGAACAAAACCGACACUAAAAGCCAUAAAAUGCAGCAAGAUUUUUUAUAUGAAGUAGUUCAAAAAAAUGGAUCUCUUGCAAAAUCCAAGUCACAUGUGAAGAUGGAUGGAGAGUGGAUUCUAAAGUGUGUGGGAAGAAGAAUUUAUUACAGAAAUAUAUUUAAUAGCAUAGAUGAAACUAAUAUUAUAUUACGUAAAGCACAUUUAGAAAAAGUCAACCAUAAUUAUUAUUUUCCAUAUGAAAUUAAUAAAACAUUUUUAGAACUUUUAGCCAUAUCAGGCGGAAAAUCAAAAAAGCAACAGGCCAUCCUGUGGUUAAAGCAUAAAGAUGGAACUUAUAAGCAAUAUGGACCCUUUCCUGGAGGACCUAAAAAACAUAGUGAAGAUUAUAUUAUUGAAAUACUAAUCGACAAACAAUUUAAUGCUUCAGAUUAUACAGAGUGCUGGAUUUAUUCUACAAAUUGCCCAUGUUUAUGUAAAAACAACUGGGAAUUAAAAGAUCAUAACCCCUGUAUGAUAAAUUUGUAUGCUAUAAGGAUAAAGUUUGAAAAGGAUUAUAAUAUAAAAACAUAUGUUGGGUUUUCCAGGUUUUAUGGUAUAUCUGGCUCUUUUAUGGAACUUUUACCAUACAAUCCUAUUAAACAAAAUAAUUACCCAAUAAAAAAAAACAUAAAACAAACUAUAAAACAAAAAGAAAAAAGGAUUGACAUGUUAAAGGAUUUUGACAAUGAGUUUUUAAACAAAUCUAAUGAACUUAUCACAGAAUUAAAAGAUAGAAAGUUUAAAAUAAAGAAGGAUGAGUUCAGUACAGAAUAUAAGUCUAAAUACUCAGAUCUUAUAAAAGACAUUCCAGAUAUAUUUAAAGAUAUGGUUUUACAAGAACUACAAGAAUUGUUUCAAUAUUUUACAUAUCCAGCGACUUUUGAUCAAUUUAUAGUCAAAGGUUGGAAAAAGUUAGCAAAUUUAAGGGAAAAACUAGCAACGGACAAUUUAAAUUAUAAUGUUCAACAGUCUUUUUUUAAGAAUGUUGAAGAGAAUUUUUUAGAUUGGUGGGAUAAAAUUGUAAAGAAAGCAUCCAGCACAUUUUUAAAUGAAAACUUGAAUGAAGAUUUUAAAAAGUUAACUUUUCAAGUCUUCCUUAAUGAAAUUCCAGACCCACAUAAAAACUUUAUUGGCUGUUUAGACCACACGAUUGAACAUUUUCACCCUGAAAUUCAACCUAAUAAUGUUAUUGUAAUAUGAUGUACACUGAUUGAUGUAUGUUCCCCCUCAAUGUUAUAGUGUAAUGUAAUAAUACAGCAUUUAUAAUGAUUUAAAUAAACAAUUUAUCUCCCACUAUUUGCUCUUUGCAUUUUUCUUCUGGUUUUGAGACUGUAGGUAAAACACAUGGCUUGACAAACCUCAAUCUCUGUCUAUUCACCUUUUUUACUAUGCCAGAAAUGACCCUUAUCGCCUUUGAUGUGCGUGUAGGAUCACUGAUCUAUCAAUGAUUUCAAAGCAACAAC
This is a messenger RNA of Triplophysa dalaica, 1742 nucleotides long. RefSeq lists its product as uncharacterized. The record is from RefSeq and is a predicted model, not a curated record. Bases 172 to 1479 code for a protein of 435 amino acids. NCBI's taxonomy places the organism in Eukaryota, Metazoa, Chordata, Actinopteri, Cypriniformes, Nemacheilidae. The transcript is spliced from 4 exons.